Molecule: messenger RNA, 1985 nt
Organism: Daldinia caldariorum
Lineage: Eukaryota; Fungi; Ascomycota; Sordariomycetes; Xylariales; Hypoxylaceae
Product: putative FAD-binding oxidoreductase
Exons: 7
Coding region: 367-1842 (491 amino acids)
Molecular function (GO): FAD binding
Source: RefSeq, a predicted model, not a curated record
GGUUCGUAAUCCAUGUUCAAGUUGAGUUAUUGUUAAUACAGGCAGACACCUGGAAGUCAUUGUUAUAAGAGAGAAACGAAUAAGCUAUUAGCAGAUGUCAAAUAUAAUAUCGUCUGUUUAGCAAUGCUAUUGUAGUAUGCGAUUGAAGAUACGGUUAGAGGAUUGAUAUUAGGGCUGGACAAGGUUGCAUGAUCGUCAUACACCAUGCUUCAAUAUAUAAAAUAACACUGGGGUCUCCCGAAAGGCUAGAUCCGCAGUGGGCUACUUCUCGUCCUUGGUAUUUAAACAAAGAUAUGGACGCCGAGUCGGCAUGAAUAGAGAGAACGAGCGAUCCUAACCCCUUCAGUUCCGGGCAAGCAGAAGAUCAUGGUUUAUCUUACCGUAUCCAGGGCUCUUGUUGGUCUUCUACUUUUUUCGUGCUCGGCGGUAGAAGCCUCUCAAGAUCAUGCUGUAUGCGACCAUAUCAAGACUCAGCUGAACAACGGGACGGUCGAACCAACGUCAGACAUAUAUGAGGCUCUAACUACAGAGAACUGGUCGCAAACGGUUUGGGCGAAGCCAUCAUGCAUUGUCCAACCAUCUAGCGCCGAGGAGCUUUCAUACGUCAUCUCGACCGUGGUAGACUGGAAAGUAAAUUUUGCUAUUCGCUCUGGUGGGCAUUCGGUAGUACCCGGAGCUGCAAAUAUCAAUCAUGGCGUCCUGAUUGACUUGGCGAACUUUAACUCGGUAGAGUAUGAUGCAGAGAAGAAGGUCGCUAUCGUUGGCUCGGGCUUGCGGUGGAAAGAAGUUUACACUUCACUGGAUCAAUAUAACGUAACAGUUGCCGGUGGUAGAGUUUUGGACGUUGGUGUAGGCGGCCUAACACUUGGAGGGGGGCUUUCGUACUUAACCGACCUCUAUGGCUUGGUCUGUGACAAUGUAGUUAAUUACGAGGUUGUGACAUCAGCUGGAGCCAUCGUAAAUGCGAACGCUGAGUCUAAUCCAGAUUUAUUCUGGGCUCUAAAGGGAGGUCUCAAUAAUUUUGGCGUCGUCACUAAAUUCACUCUCAAAACUUACGAUAUCCACGAUGUUUGGGGAGGCGUCAGAGUAUACUCCCUCGAUGCUCUUCCGGCAUUAUUUGAGGCCAUGUAUCAAUAUCAGUCGGUUGAAAAUAAGGAUCCAUACGCCAAUAUCAUGCUCCAAGCUUUCCCCACCAACGCGACAGUCGGUGCCAUACUAAAUAUCGUAUACCUAAAGCCAGAGGAGGAACCAGAAGCAUUCGCGCCUUUCCGCAAUAUCACGCCUCUAGCCGAUUUGACCAAGCUUCAAACAUUGACUGAAUUGAUGCUCGCAGCGCCUUUACCUGAGUUGACACGGGUGAAUUGGUUUAGUGCAAGCUUCACUACAGAUAAGGAAUUAUUCAACAAAGUUGAAGACAUCGUCACUAAGGCUCCAGAGUUAGACGGCCUAAAGAACCUAACUGCAGGUUCUUUAGCAUUCGGCUGGCAGCCAAUUUCUAGCAGCGCCGUGCUCGCAGGGCAAGCAAGCGGCGGCAAUGCGCUUGGGCUGAAACCCGUCAACCAGACAUGGCUCGUUCUUGACGUGGGCUGGUGGUCUCCCAAGGAUGACGGUCUAGCGCACGAUCUUACGCAGAACAUGAUUAGCAAGAUUGACGACGCAUCCAAAGCCAGCGGAAAUUACGUCGACUACAUUUUCAUGAAUGAUGCUGCUGCGGAUCAGCCUGUCAUCGCGCAUUAUGGAGAAGAGAACGUCGCGAAGCUGAAGGAGGCGUCAAGGAAAUACGACCCCAACCAAGUGUUCCAAACUCUAGCCUCGGGGGGGUUCAAGCUACCAAAGUCAUAGGCCGUUCUUCAUAUAAGUAAACUACAAUUCGAAUAUAAUGCUUUGGUGUUGUCUUCUAUGUUAGGUACUCACGUAAAGUUCAGCCUUCAGCAAAUAUGUAGACACCUCUAGCACAUGCUAACUCGGUCCCGAGAACCGCUGGG